This is a messenger RNA of Zychaea mexicana, 1001 nucleotides long. RefSeq lists its product as uncharacterized. The coding region runs from base 17 to 910 and encodes 297 amino acids. The transcript is spliced from 4 exons. Lineage: Eukaryota; Fungi; Mucoromycota; Mucoromycetes; Mucorales; Lichtheimiaceae. The record is from RefSeq and is a predicted model, not a curated record.
CCAGCUACCGAAGAGUAUGGCUUCACAUCAAAACCCAACCACUGACCUCGGUUUUUGCAAGAAUGCUCGUUUCCGCUUCUCUUCUUUUCCUCCAAUUUUUUUGUUAAAACUAUCAAGCCAGCAUAAUAAAACCAAAAAGACCAAUGCACGAGCAGCUUCAGUGCCUGCCAUGUUCCGAACCCGUCCUUUCAUUGAGCCACCGCAUCUGGACUUUUCUACGUGGAAUGAACAUGUUGAAAAUCACAGCAACGACGACGACAAUAACAACACGACGUUCCCAACGUUGGAUUUAGAUCUACCGACCUCUUGGGCACAAACGUUUGACGGUCUUUCUCAAACCGGUGUCAGUUUAAUUGAUCGCGUCAUUGCUAAAGAACAAGCGCAGCAGCAACGAUCUACUGUAACUACAACAACAACACGCGCAGUCGAAUCGCAACCAACAACACUACUGCUACUGCGAGAAACGCCUAUUUCGCCUUAUAAUGUUCCACAACAACAACAACAACAACAAGAACAAGAUACUCGUGAUGAUGAUGAUGAUGAUGAUGAUAUGGAAUCGAUAUGGGAGCAACCUUUACAGCCGCAGCAGCAGCAGCAACAGCAACAGCAAGGCGAAACAAACGCGAAAUCAUUGUUGACCUGGGAUGAUCGUGUAGAAACAACAAAACCGUUUCUGACAGAACUCCCUUUAUACGUCUCUGAGGCAAUAUUUCAAACGAGAGAAACAGCACAAGAGGGUCAAACCAAUAUACCCGUUGUCAAAGAACAACAACUCGUGCAGAGUCUAAUGCAAACACUCCAAGGAUAUCCAUCCGUUUGUUUCCAAUGGAACGACACUUCACGUGCAUUUGAAUCCAGUAUACCGCUUGUACGAAUGCUCGGUGUGAGCAUGAUUGCUAUGCAAACGUAAGAUUUAGACCCCCGAAAUAAUAAAAACCUCCUUUGAGAAUAGCAAAGUUAAUAAUCAUCAUCAUCUAGAGUUGUUGAGGAGUUGCUUCAAU